AUGAAGCCGCUCAGAGGCAUCCAGACUGCGGCGUUGCCUGCCGUGGCGUCGCUGCUCAACCCAUUGCCAGCGGGCAUCAACUACAACUCGACCGAGGUUGUCUUUGUGAAUCAAAAGGCCCUGGCGACGCUUCCGUUCUAUUUCGAGCGCGGUCAAAUGUCGCAGGUAUGGGGCACCGUGACCGCCAGUCCCCGAGUCAACAGCGAGCUGUCCGUCCUGGCCAAAGCAUCCUUUGUCGCCUUUGACAGCCGCUUCUUCGACAUCCUGGGCCCCAAUCCCACCCUCGAGAAACUCUUCGAUCUCCCCGAGCACAAUGUCCACGAAGCCCCCAAUUUUCUGCCCGCGCAGAAUAAAGUCUUCGUGUCCAACUUCAACCACACGUACGAGUACCUGGUCGACUUGAGCGUGGAGCCGCCGGCGCUGCAGAACCUCACCACGGAUCCGCCGCUGGAGUCGGUCAAUGGCGGCUUCAUCCAUGAGGGCAAGCUGGUCGUGGGGACGGAUGGGUACCGCAACUCGACGCCCCCGGGUCUGUACCUGUACGACCCGGCCACAAACAGGAGUGAGCCGCUGCUCAACAACUACCGGGGGUUGAAGCUGUCGACCCCGGACGACUUGGUGGUUGACCAGUUCGGACAGGUGUGGUUUGUAGAUGCACCGUCUCUCGAGUGUCUGAUGCUAACCGACCCAAACAACAGAUUCAGCUACCUCGCCUGGACAUACGACAACCCGCCCGAACUCGCCCCCUCGAUCUACUGCUUCAACAUGACCUCGGGGGCCGUGUCGGUCGUCGACCAAAGCAUCCUCUGGCCCAACGGGAUCGCCUUCUCGCCCGACAACCAGACGCUGUACAUCACUAGCACGCCGCUCGGCCCGGACAACAGCACCGAGAACCACGCCAUCGUCGCCUUCGACGUCCUCUACCCGCACACCCUCGUGAACAAGCGCACCGUCUACGUCCCCGACACGUACUUCGCCGACGGCCUCAAAGUCAGCGAGGCGGGCAACCUGUACGCGGCGGCCGGGUCGGGGAUCGACGUCGUCACCCCCGAGGGCGACCUGCUCGGCAAGAUCACGGCCGCCGGUGAAGUGUUUAAUAAUCUGGUGUUUCUCCCGAAGGGGGAGAUUCUCGUCACGGGCGUCCAGGGGAUCUGGAGGGUAAGGAUCCGCGAGCAGGGCAUUGUGCACUACUAG
Molecule: messenger RNA, 1194 nt
Organism: Fonsecaea nubica
Lineage: Eukaryota; Fungi; Ascomycota; Eurotiomycetes; Chaetothyriales; Herpotrichiellaceae
Exons: 3
Coding region: 1-1194 (397 amino acids)
Source: RefSeq, a predicted model, not a curated record